Chionomys nivalis (European snow vole) is the source of this 5097-nucleotide messenger RNA. RefSeq names its product vasoactive intestinal peptide receptor 1 (gene Vipr1). NCBI's taxonomy places the organism in Eukaryota, Metazoa, Chordata, Mammalia, Rodentia, Cricetidae. Gene Ontology annotation, cellular component: plasma membrane. Gene Ontology annotation, molecular function: peptide hormone binding; G protein-coupled peptide receptor activity; vasoactive intestinal polypeptide receptor activity. The transcript is spliced from 13 exons. The record is from RefSeq and is a predicted model, not a curated record. Gene Ontology annotation, biological process: adenylate cyclase-modulating G protein-coupled receptor signaling pathway; cell surface receptor signaling pathway. The coding region runs from base 328 to 1704 and encodes 458 amino acids.
GAACGCUGGGCGGUGUCGAGCCCAGAGUCCCCGCAACGGAGCCGCUAGGAAUAGGCGAGCUGCAGCUCCCGACGACGCACACCACUAGCGGGACUCCGCGUUCACGCCCCGGUGCGCCCAGGCUCCGCCCCUACCUGGGCCGAGCCCCCGCCUCUGCCGCGCCAUUGGGUAACCCUGCCGCCCGUCAGACGAGCCCCCGCCGCCCUCCCCGGGCCCGGAGUUGCUCCUCUUAGCGCUGGGGCCGGCGGCCCGCGCCACUCUACCGUGCUGGACCGGCCCCAGACCCCGCAGCCGCUCGGGCCGCCUGCGGCGGGCUCAGGGCAAACCAUGCGCCCUUUGAGCGCACCGCCUGCCCGCUGGCUCUGCGUGCUGGCAGGAGCCCUCGCCUGCGUCCUCGGACCCGUGGGCAUCUGGGCAGCCAGCCCGCAGCAGGAGUGUGAGUACCUGCAGAUGAUUGAGAUGGAGCGCAGGCAGUGCCUGGAGGAGGCCCAGCUGGAGAACGAAACCACAGGCUGCAGCAAGAUGUGGGACAACCUCACCUGUUGGCCAACUACUCCUCGGGGCCAGGUGGUGGUCCUGAGCUGCCCCCUCAUCUUCCAGCUCUUCUCCUCGAUUCACGGACGCAACGUCAGCCGCAGCUGCUCUGAAGAAGGCUGGUCACAGCUGGAGCCCAGCUCCUACUACAUUGCCUGUGGGAUGGAAGACGGUGCAUCUAGUGUGGAUGAGCAACAACAGACGGAGUUCUACAGCGCAGUGAAGACUGGCUACACCAUCGGCUACGGCCUGUCCCUUGCCAGCCUCCUGGUUGCCAUGACAAUCCUGAGCCUGUUCAGGAAGCUACACUGUACCCGAAACUACAUCCAUAUGCAUCUCUUUAUGUCCUUCAUCCUGAGGGCCACCGCUGUCUUCAUCAAGGACAUGGCUCUCUUCAACAGCGGAGAGACGGACCACUGCUCCCAGGGCUCGGUAGGCUGCAAGGCAGCCGUGGUUUUCUUCCAGUAUUGCAUCAUGGCCAACUUCUUCUGGCUGCUGGUAGAGGGUCUCUACCUACACACCCUGCUGGCCGUCUCCUUCUUCUCCGAGCGGAAGUACUUCUGGGGGUACAUACUCAUCGGCUGGGGGGUGCCCAGUGUAUUCACCAUGGUAUGGACCAUUGUCAGGAUCCAUUUUGAGGAUUUUGGGUGCUGGGACACCAUCAACUCCUCACUGUGGUGGAUCAUAAAGGCCCCAAUCCUCACCUCCAUCUUGGUGAACUUCAUCCUGUUUAUCUGCAUCAUCCGUAUCCUAGUUCAGAAACUACGGCCACCCGACAUCGGGAAGAAUGACAGCAGCCCAUACUCGAGGCUGGCCAAGUCCACGCUUCUGCUGAUUCCCCUGUUUGGAGUUCACUAUGUCAUGUUCGCCUUCUUCCCUGACAAUUUUAAGGCUGAGGUGAAAAUGGUCUUCGAACUUGUCGUGGGGUCUUUCCAGGGUUUUGUGGUGGCGGUCCUCUAUUGUUUCCUCAAUGGCGAGGUGCAGGCGGAGCUGCGGCGGAAGUGGCGACGUUGGCAUCUACAGGGCGUCCUGGGCUGGAGCUCCAAAUCCCAGCACCCGUGGGGAGGCAGCAACGGCGCCACGUGCAGCACACAGGUGUCCAUGCUGACCCGUGUCAGCCCCAGCGCGCGCCGCUCCUCCAGCUUCCAAGCCGAGGUCUCCCUAGUCUGACCGCCAGAGGCCGCCAGGCCCCUCUGCACCCUCCCCUCGCCGGCCCCUGGAGAGGUCUGCAGCGGGCGCCACUAGCUCCAACCUUGGGUCUAGAAGUAUUCCUUUGCUGCAACGGGUGACCAAGUCCAUUCAAGUUGGAGAUCAAAGAGGUCCAACCCUGGAUGAAGCGGGGAGGGACCAGCAUUAGACUCCGCCUCCAAAGGUCCUUCUGCCAAUCAUGCCGACAAAAUCUGCAUAUGCCUCCUGGGAAGCAGCCGCCUGUCCUUAAAGCUUCGGGACUCUUGAGGGCAAAAACAUUCUGCCCUGUUCGUGCCUAGAAUUUCACUGUGGCCCUCAAGUCGCUUUGGGUUAAGUGUUGCCAAUGAGACUCCUCUCCGAGGAUGCAAUGCAGUCCCCUCCCCGAGUGUCCUGCUUUUAUCUGCCAGCUCCUCCGGGUGGGUGAGUUCCUCUACCUCAGACAGAUACGGUUGUGAUCUGGAGUUUCUGUUUGGGGACCACAGCUGUGCUGUGAUCCUCGCUCAGGAUGGAAUUGUCCCAGCGUCGUCGGUAUACUCUCGGACCUGGGAACUCAGGGACCUACCUUUGGGAAGGGAGAAGACAGCCCCAGCCAAUGCUCACCAAGUGGCUUUGCCCAUCAGAUAGGAUCUGUCACACCAGCCUUAUGCACAACCAAAGCAAUAGCGAUCUGCCCACUCUGGGUGCUCGCCUACCAACUACACCAACUCCUGCAGCAAGGGCCAGAGACGUGAGCCCGCAGGUAGGGAAACAAUCUUAGAGAGAGCAGGUAUCUCUUCCUGUCACUAAUGCCAACAUAAAGACUUCCUUUUUACAUAUUGUGACCUGCUGGAUUCUGUUGGGGUUGUAUUACCAGCGAUGUUAUUACCCUCAUCCCCUAGUUCCCGUGCCUCCUCAGAGAGAGGCUGGGCGUGGCACUGACAUCGGGGGUCAGGACAUCUUAUGUUCCCUCCACGCUUAUAGUCACACAGCUUCUAACCCAAGCUGGUGUCAGCAGGUCCCCUCAGAGCUGCACCAGGCUUGUAUGGCAAUAAAUAAAUAUCGGCUCUAGCAGGCUUAGUUCCCCUGGCCACAGUGGGUCUCCUGCUUCCUCUAAGCAAGUAUGUUAUCCCUGCUCCAGUGAGAGAUGGUUCAUUGAAGCUACUGCCCUUCUGGCUUUGGACAGGAGCCACCCAUUUCCAUGUGAGUACCUAUCCCCAGAGUCUUUGACUCACACUUGAGUGUGAAGAGGUUAUAACUGGCCCCGUUGUGACCCUCACCCCCUAAAUCCAGCUGGAAGGAGACAGAUUCUGCCUUGAACCAAAUCAGAGCAGCCAAUGGAACAAUCAGAAACAGCAAGGUUUCACGGUCAUUCCUGAAAACACAGCAAACAGAGAACAUGAGGCCCGGGUCGCUGUUGCCUAGGAGCCAACCGAGAGGGUUAGAUCAGUGCAGAUGGCCCAGUUCAAGUCAGUAAGGAGAGGCUGUGUGACUAACGGAAAGGUUUAGUGUGGCGAAGCAGGUGACGUCAGCAGGUCAGCGAGAUGUAGCUUCCAAGCGUCUGGUUCCACUUUGUAAGCAUGUGGAGUUGUCUUGCUUGGCGAGCCAGACAUGAGUGCCAGGCUGGUACAAAGAGGCCAGGCUGGCUAACAGAGGCUCGAAUCUGCCUACAAGGCCUCUUCAAAGGCUGCUGCCACUUGGUCCAUCCCAGGACAGAUCAGAAAUAUCUUCUGGAGUAUGUGUAGGUCAGAAAGGACCCCCUGCCUAAAGAAUAGGCCUGAAAUCUCCAACAGUACUGUGCUGUGAUGUGGGAUAAGUCACGGAGUCCUGGAGCAGAGCAGUUCCUAGUCAAGAGGGCAGAGUGAGUAGAAGCAAGACCUAGCAUGUGUUCGAGAAAGGAAGGGCAGAGUUAGGGAUAAAAAGACUGGAAGCCUUGAUUGGGGAGCUAAGGAAACUUGUGCCAAUAUCCUAGGUUAGGGACAGCUGUGGGGUAGGAGUGACCCCAGGCAGGACUAUCCCAGUCUCUUCCCAUCCACGCACCUGUCAAACCAGACCAAGUCAUCUCUAGUGCCAUCUGGUGGACACUUUGAAGACUUCACCAACUUUGACGAUCUUUCUCUGGGAGGCAACCUACACAGACACAGGCCUCCCUUCUGUGCUCCCAAGAGUGAGACAGAAGGUGUGGGGAGGAUUGUGCCCAGGUCAGCCCACACACACCCUCACAUCAAACUACUGGCCUCACAUUAGUCCUGCCUUGACCCAAAAGAACUUAACGGAACCCAGACUCUGGUGGUUCAUUAAAAUUAAACCCUACCUACAGUCUCUAAGGGCAAAGGCCAGUUAAUUCAGGCACCAUCUGAACCCAGGGAGGUUCUGUCCGCUCUGUAGGAAAGACCUGUUUGCAGGUAGUCUUCUCACUCCGGAGCAGUCUGUCCAAGGAGGCUUAUCCACCUGCUAGCAGAACAUCACUGAGGUGUUGGGGGGUUAGGAGAGGUCUUAGGAUCCCAAGGGAACAUGUUUAGGUGUCACAGAUACGUGAAUCCAGCCUAGUAGGUGUUGGGGUGCUUACCAGUCUAUAAGAUGAGGUCGAGAGAUGGCUGGGGUUGAUGCAGAAAAGGACCCAGGGUGUAUGUCUGGAAAGGAUGCUAGACCACCAAUAGGAAAGGGAGGAGGUCAUCUGGGAAGACAAUGGCCUGGUUUGAGACAUGUUGAAUGUAAUAUGUGCAGGGUGUCUGAGGAGAGACCCUCUGAGGCUACUGGAAAUGUGACCUAAAGGGACAGAAGGUGGGAAGAGCAGGGCAGCCCCUUGGAAGAAACAGUGAGUAUAAGGGCAAGACCCCAGGCACCACCCCCCCCCGGGGGCGUGCUGGGCACAGUGGGGUGAGGACUCUGACUCAGCCCCUCCAUCGUAGCUGCCACGCAAGGUCUUGUUUUAAUGAGCAGUGGCGAGCUUCUCCCCGCCCCCAUGUGGGAACAGGAACAGCUCUUAUCUCUCUGGGGGAAGGGGAAGGGGUGGAGCUCCAGCCAGGGAUGGUCAAGAUAUUAAUAGCCCCGGAGGCUAUGACUCUGAAGACACAGACUCCCAGGAAAAGGGAUGCGUCAGGAGGCCAUCUUGGCAAUGCCCCAGCCUCCACAAAAGACAGAUGGGAUAACCAAAAUCCAAAGAAGGAAAGUCAUUGUAGAGGUUGGUGUUGAGCCCAGCUCUCCAAAUCCCAUAGCCGUGCCUCAGAUACUCUAGAUAUUGUCAAAGAUGGGAUCAUUCGGAUGUGCCCUAUCUGGGGACGUGAGAAGGUCAGGCCAGUUAGUAAUCCUGAUUCUGUCUUGAUAUAUUGUUCAUCCUGUAUUUUUGCAUUAACUUUGAUAUUUUAAAAUACUGUAUUAAAAUAUUAUUUACCUUGA